UUACGGAGAGAGAUAGAAAUAACAAUUCUCUAUGGUUGGUUGGUUUGCUUAAAUAUUCAGAUGGGUAUGUGCGAUCGUAUAGUACACUGGUAUCAUAUUUUGUGACUGUGAUCAAGUACUCAAACCAAAAAAUCUUCAAGGGUCAAAGGUUUUCCGGGAAAGUGCGAGAGAUGCUUGUAUCUCCAUCUCGAGUACAAGAUUCUAAAUCUUAAAUAAAUGUGCUCCUAAGUAGCAAAGCAUAGAUUAAUUAGCUCAGAUACGUCGGACCUAAUUUGGAGAGUGACAUGUAUCCAGUUGUAGCAAAAAUGAUGAAGGAAAAGGCAGAGAGAUUGGAAUGUAGCAAUGAAAAUAUUCUAUAAGAAAAAUGGUUCGAAAGUGACACUCCCGCUUAGCAUCGCUAUGAAUCGUAUCCCUCUACCUAAGCUUAGCUAAUCCUGACAUUAUAACAAACGCAGCUCAAACACCUAACUCUUGCCUCCUCCGCAAUCCCCACCACACACAACACGGUGACGACCUAAAACUGGCCCCUCCAUCCCUCCUGCCACAGUGCUCUCAAGUCCGAUCUCAUCCUGUCCCACCGAGAAAGAACGAGAAUGCCGCGCCACCUGAUGCAGCAGUCCGUCGACCGCCUGGCCGCGAUGGCCGCCCGGCCGGUGGCCGGCGGUGGGACGAGCGUGCACACGGACACGCUGCUCAUCCUGGCGGCGGUGCUCUGUUUCCUGCUCUGCGUGGUCGGGUUGGCCAUGGUCGCCCGCUGCUCCCGCAUGUGCAACCCCUCCGCCUUCUCCGUCGAGUACGUGCCGGGCGCAAUGGCCAAGGCGCCGUGCAAGGGGAUGAAGAAGAAGGCGCUGGAGUCGCUGCCGACCGUGUCGUGGCAGCCGGAGCCGAGCAAGGAGGUGGACGAGGAUGGGGCGGAGCGGCCGGAAUGCGCCAUCUGCUUGGCGGAGUUCACGCGCGGCGACGAGGUGCGCGUGCUCCCGCACUGCGGACACGGCUUCCACACCGCCUGCGUCGACGCGUGGCUCCUCUCCAGCACCACCUGCCCGUCCUGCCGCCGCGCCCUCGUCGUCGUGGCCGCCCAAUCGCCGGCAGCCACCGAGUCGCCCCCUCCCCGGACGUGCUGCGACCGUGCCGACGUAGUCGCGGCUGCGCAGGCCUCAGCCGCCGGCACAGUAGCCGACGAGACCGGACGGGGCACUUCCACCUCUGACCUUUCUUUUGUCAGCUAGCUCUUUUGGUUGGUAUACUUAUGUAGCUGGUAAGUACACGUACGUAUUCCCUUCCUUUCAAAAUAGAUGACCCAACUUUAUACUAAUGUUAGUAUAAAGUUGGGUCAUCUAUUUUGGAACAGAGAGAGUACAAAAUGCAACUGUACAGCGUGCGAUGGUGCAUCACUUAGUUAAUUUCGGUCUGUAACAUAUUUCAUCUGUAAAUACCUGUAGAUCGGUCAUUUUCAGUUGAUUGAUUUAACAAAAUCUGGCCGGCGACGCGGUGUAAAAAAACGAUUUAUCUAAUUCACAUCUAGUUGUUUUUUAGGAAGAAAA
Messenger RNA from Aegilops tauschii subsp. strangulata, 1544 nucleotides. RefSeq names its product RING-H2 finger protein ATL80-like. The record is from RefSeq and is a predicted model, not a curated record. Lineage: Eukaryota; Viridiplantae; Streptophyta; Magnoliopsida; Poales; Poaceae.